CAUCUGGGCUCUGUCAGAAAGUGACAGCUGUGUCGACUCUCCACAGUCUAAAUGUGGUCACCGGCACCGAGCGAUUAAAACUGGAGCUCGUUUAUGUUUUGUUUCGCUUUGAGCUUCUUCUUCUUCUUCCUCUUCUUUUUUUUUCUUUUUUCCUUUGGUUGUUUCCGGCUGUCUCGCGCGCAAACAUUUUAAUUCCGUUUUUCUUGUUCAAGCCGAUUCUUCCUUGUUUUCAGACCUGAUUUCGAAUAGUGAGAGAUUUCUUUCUAUAUAUGAAUUAAAACAUUGAAAGAGAAAUAAUAAUAAUAAUAAUAAUAAUAAUAAUAAUAAUAAUUUCAUCGAGAAAGUUCUCACUAAUCCUGUGUGUGUCGCGCGCGCUCUCUUUAAUCGCCUUGGCAACCGCUUUGCGCCAGAACUCGGUGACAUUUCGCUGUCGCGCGACGACUCGCGUUCGCUCUCUCUCUCUCUCUCUCUCUCUCUCUUCUGCUACUUGGCGGUUUAACGCUGUUUUUCUUCGUCAGCAUGCGCUCUGAUAACAUCGUACAUCCUUCCGUUGUUGGCUUCCCGUGAAGGAAGUGGACUGAAAGCGACCGGCUUUCGAGAAAUUUCGUUUCUUUUCGUGUCUCUCGUUCCUCUCUCGCCAAAAAAAUAAAAUAAAAUAAAAAAUGCCUGUUCGGCGUGGACACGUCGCUCUCCAGAACACCUAUUUGGACACCAUCAUCCGCAAAUUCGACGGCCAAAACCGCAAGUUCCUGAUUGCCAACGCCCAGAUGAAGAACUGCGGCAUCAUCUACUGCAAUGAGGGCUUCUGCCAGAUGUUCGGCUUCUCGCGGGCCGAGAUCAUGCAGCAGCCGUGCACGUGUCACUUCCUGGCAGGACCGGGCACCAUGAAGAGCGCCCUGGCUCAGCUGGCCCAGGCUCUGCUCGGCUCCGAGGAGCGCAAGGUGGAGAUCCUCUACUACUCCAAAGAAGGGACAUGUCGGCCAUGUUUGAUAGACGUGAUUCCAGUGAAGAACGAGGAGGGCGUGGUCAUCAUGUUCAUCCUGAACUUUGAGGAGCUGCUUGAGCCUGCGAUAAAAAUGGGCUUCAAACAGCGAGUCACUCAGAGCUGGAUACGCUCAGCUCAGAAACGUAAACUGAGGCUGAGAAUGCCGUCGUUACGAGUCACGCGCCAACCUUCUUACCCCAAAGACCAGUUCGAAGGAGUCGUGGUGGAUUACCUGCAGCCUCCCAGUACAGAUGUGUCUCUGAAGGGUUUCCCUGUGCCAUGUAAAGAAAGCUCCCUGCAGUGUGAGACUCAGGCUCUGAUCCAUCAGGAGCACUCUUUCACCUCGCCUUCCUCCAGCCUGGAGCCCGGCGGCCCCCAGGCCCCACACACACACUCGCGCACACACUCCCGAGAGAGUGUACACAGCCUGCGGCGCGCCUCAUCACUGCACGACAUCGACGCCAUCAGGGACCAGUGCAGCGAUGCCUUGAAGCCCAACAAUGUGAACUCCACGUCGGAUUCGGAUCUCAUGCGGCAUCGUGCCAUCGGACGGAUCCCUCAGGUCACGCUGACGUUCGGGGCGGAGCGGGUCAGACCGCCCUCACCCACCGAGAUCGAGAUUAUUGCCCCUAGCAAGAUUAAAGACCGUACGCAGAACGUCUCCGAGAAGGUCACGCAGGUCACGCAGGUGCUGUCCCUGGGAGCCGACGUGCUGCCCGAGUACAAGCUGCAGGCGCCGAGAAUUCACAAGUGGACGAUCCUUCACUACAGCCCGUUCAAGGCCGUAUGGGAUUGGCUGAUCCUGCUGCUCGUGCUCUACACAGCCGUGUUCACGCCGUACAGCGCCGCCUUCCUGCUCAGCGAGCAGCAGGACGGUGGCCGAGGCGACUGCGGCUACACCUGCAACCCACUCAAUGUGGUGGACCUGGUGGUGGACGUCAUGUUCAUCAUCGACAUCAUCAUCAACUUCAGGACGACUUACGUGAACCGCAACGACGAGGUGGUGAGCCACCCGGGCCGUAUCGCGCAGCACUACUUCAAGGGCUGGUUCCUUAUUGACAUUGUAGCGGCGAUCCCUUUCGACUUGCUCAUCUUCAGAUCCGGCCCAGACGAGCCCCAAACCACCACUCUGAUUGGCUUACUGAAGACAGCACGGCUGCUGCGUUUGGUCCGCGUGGCACGGAAGCUGGACCGGUACUCGGAAUACGGUGCAGCCGUCCUCUUCCUGCUCAUGUGCACCUUCGCACUCAUCGCCCACUGGUUAGCCUGCAUCUGGUACGCCAUCGGCAACGUGGAGCGCACUGGCUCUUCUCGCGGAGGCUCCUUGAGGAUCGGCUGGCUCGACAACCUCGCAGAACAGAUCGGCAAACACUACAACGACAGCGAUGCCUUAUCCGGACCCAGCAUCAAGGACAAGUACGUCACCGCUCUGUAUUUCACCUUCAGCAGCCUGACCAGUGUGGGAUUCGGCAACGUCUCGCCAAACACCAACCCCGAGAAGAUCUUCUCCAUCUGCGUCAUGCUCAUUGGCUCUCUGAUGUAUGCCAGUAUCUUUGGGAAUGUGUCGGCUAUAAUCCAGCGUCUGUACUCGGGCACAGCGCGCUAUCACACACAGAUGCUGAGGGUGAAGGAGUUCAUUCGCUUCCACCAGAUUCCUCGAGGCCUGAGGCAGAGGCUGGAGGAGUAUUUCCAACACGCCUGGUCCUACACCAACGGCAUCGACAUGAACGCGGUGCUGAAGGGUUUCCCGGAGUGUCUUCAGGCUGAUAUCUGCCUGCAUCUGAACCGCACUCUGCUGCAGAACUGCACGGCCUUCCACGGUGCGAGUAAGGGUUGUUUACGAGCUCUGGGCAUGCGCUUUAAGACCACUCACGCUCCCCCGGGCGACACGCUGGUGCACAACGGAGACGUGCUCACGGCGCUCUACUUCAUCUCCCGCGGCUCCAUCGAGAUCCUGCGAGACGACGUGGUGGUGGCCAUCCUGGGUAAGAACGACAUCUUCGGCGAGCCCAUCAGUCUCUACGCGAGGCCUGGGAAAUCCAGCGCCGAUGUCCGAGCUCUUACCUACUGCGACCUGCACAAGAUCCUGAGGGACGAUCUGAUCGAGGUGCUCGACAUGUACCCCGAUUUUUCCGACUGCUUCUGGACCAACCUGGAGAUCACCUUCAACCUCCGAGAUGCAGACAGAAUUAUACAGCCGAACCCUGGAGAGGAGUCAGACUGCGGAUACAGACGAGGACAGCAGAGGAGACACUCCCUCCAUCGCAACAGACCGGACGGCACAGAUAGAGAAGAGACUUAUCCAGACCAGUCAUGCGGCUCCUUGGGGAACCACAGGGGGGUGCUGUUGCACUCACAAUGGGAGGAGCUGUGCAGCAGUGUGAGUGCCGCCUCUUUGUCCAGUGAGGACAAGAUCAAACACUCAGGGCCUGGACAGGGAGAUGUGCAUGCUCAGGAUGUGAGGGAAUACCUCCCUACUGUGGUCAACCUCCUGCCCCCCAGCACCGGAGAACGAGGAGCUCAUCCCUUUUCAGGUGUACCAGAGUCUCUGAACGUCUCGGGGCUGUACGGCUGCUGGUCCGAGCGCAGGCAGAGUCAGUACGCAGAGAGACCGAGGCGCUUGUCGACAUCACGCACCUACCAUCAUCAUCAACAGCGUGGUGCAAAUGCAGAGGAGAGACCGGGCGAUCUCCAGUCUCGCCUUGAACUGCUGCAGUCCCAGCUGAACCGAUUGGAGACGCAGAUGACGGCCGACAUUAACGUGAUCCUGCAGCUGCUCCAGCGACAGAUGGCUCAAGUGCCACCCGCUUACAGCUCCGUAUCUCCAGCUCCAGCGGCACAUCACACCACUCCUCCAUCCGGCCUGUACGGGGCUCCGAUUUUCCACCCUGGGACUGCUGAACACGUCAGAGAGCCAACACACUCCUCCACCAACACUAGUCCAGACUCGGACAUCUCUAACCCUCACGCGUCCCUGUCCAGCGGCGUCCACCUCACCGCAGACGAUGCCACAUCCGUGUCCCUGGAUCCUGACCCAGAGCCGUGCGUCCAAGAGAAUCUCAACGUCCCUGAAAACCUGCAUCCUCACCUCAGCCUGCGUUUCCCGUCUCUCCCUGAGCACCUGGAGAGCCCAGAUGACGCAUCACACGUCCGAAGGCACCUGUCCGACCCUGGACUCCCGGGCAGCUAGAGUCCUGAGCGUCCUGUCUUCUCAUCUCCACUGCUGGACCACACGUGUGUCCUACAUUAACUCUACUGCAGGACACGACAGAGUCGCAGUCCUCCUUCUUCCUCUUCCCCUUCUCUUCCUCCUCUUUUUCUUUCAGAUCUUCUGGAGACUGUGAGCUUCGAACAAACUCUAAGCCUCCACACAUGGACCCAGGGAUCAUCCGUAUCUGAGCGGAGACGACCCAGUACCCAUGGUUUGAGACAAACACGCUCAGAUACCAAAAUACAAAGUGUGUUAUGUGAGAUCAUGGGUUCGGCUCUGCCGUGACGACAAAGCGAUAGUGUUAUUUAUACUGACACUAUACUGACAUCAGGAAGACACUUACAUCUACAAUACCUACAUCUAGCUUUUUCCUUCACACAGGGGUGAAGGUUCGUACCCCUGAAUUAAAACCCGGGACUGUUCAUGAAGGCUGAUUUCUGAUCGGUUUACCGUUGUAUCCAAACCUCUAGCGAAAGAGAGACGCCGUGUUUCCCGACAGCGAGGCUCACUCAACACUGAUCAUCAAAUCAUGAUGUCCGCUUACUUUACCACGAAUUUAUUACGAAAAAUCAAACAAGGAAUUAUUUUCAUUUAAAUUCAGCAUUCCAGGAAACGGGAAGUUGUGUGGAAAAAUUCAUUCCAGCUUCCCUCCAGGAUUUCAGAGAUUUUUUUUGUCUUUUGAUUGUUGCAUCCGUAAUGACCUUCUGUGAGACUUGAAAGCUCCAUACUCUUGAAAGGUAGAGGAAUUCGACGGAAUGCGUGUUUUGAUGAAUGUCACAGGAUCAUCAGCGUCUCUGCAGAAAAUCGGUGUCAUUUAAAAAAAGGAAUAAAAUAAACCGCAAGCUUCUCCAAACAUCCUGGAGUUUGCUUGAUUUCUGCAGUCGCGACAACAAAAACCCUGGAAAUCCUGGAGGGUCUCUCUCGGAUCUCUGUGAAAUAUUAAGUGUAAAAACCUCCACCCUGAUACACAUAAAAUAUUUAACAUUUAUUUAUUACCUAUAUUUUUGAUCCUGUAUACUAAUUAUCUCAUGCGGCAAAUAUUCAGGUUUCGAUCUUGGACUUUUAAAAACAACAAACCAAAAGCUUCACCGUUUCAUAACGUCAUGUUAGCGAGAAACCUAAUUCUCAGAGACUCAACAUCCCAGAAUGCAAUGGAACUAUAUUACAGAAGUUUAGCCGCUGAGCAGAACGAAGCACUAAAGUGUAUUUGUAUAGCGCCUUAUAGAGUGGACAUUGUCUCAAAGCAGCUUUACAGAAGAAGAGAAACAGAGAAAGGAGAGAAAAAAAUAAAUAAAUAAAAUAAAAAUAAAUAAAUUAUUAAAGGGCAGCACGGUGGCUUAGUGGUUAGCACUGUUGCCUCACAGCAAGAAGGUCCUGGGUUCGAACAGGCAGGGGCCUUUCUGUGUGGAGUUUGCAUGCUCUCCCCGUGCCUGUGUGGGUUUACUCCGGGUACUCCGGUUUCCUCCCACAGCCCAAAAACAUGUACGUUAGGUGGAUUGGUCAUUCUAAAUUGCCCAUAGGAGUGAGUGUGUGUGUGUGUGUGUGGUUGUCUGUCUAUAUGUGUGGCCCUGUGAUGGACUGGUGACCUGUCCAGGGUGUACCCCUGCCUUUCACCCAGUGUGUGCUGGGAUAGGCUCCAGCAGACCCCCGUGACCCUAAUUAGGAAUAAAGCGGGGAUGAAAAAUUAUUAAACUACUUUAUCUCUAUUUUAUCCCUAAUGAGCAAGAGAUGGUGGCAAGGAAAAACUCCUUGAGAUGAUACGAGGAAGAAACCUUGAGAGGAACCAGGCUCAGAAGGGAACCUCGUCCUCAUUUGAGGGACACUGGACAGUAAAUAAUGUAACUGUAACUGAUUAAUGUCCUUUAUUCAACAGCAAUCAAAGGCCCAUGAGGAACUAUUAGGUCAGUGUAGUUUCACUGUAGAGAUGACGUAGUUAGGAAAUAAAUCUGAGUACAAGUUACACUGUAGCUGAACGGCAUUCUGGGUAACGUAGGAAAGCGGGACUUAAUUUCAAUUUAUUUGUAUAGCACCUUUUACAAUGGACAUUGUCUCAAAGUAGAGAAAGAAAAUUAUUAUUAUAUUAAAAGAAGAGAAAAUUAUUAUUAAAUAACCUCGUGGUCUCGGACACUGUCGAUCAUCACGUCUUGGUUAGAAAGAUUCAGAGAGGAGUUCCAGAUGUUUCCUCACACAAGCCUGAUGUUCGGCUCCUGUAGUCAUUCGUUCACGGACCCGGACGUUUUGAACAGGUCAGUGACCGGUCAGAUAAACGCCACACACUCUCUGUUCACGUUUUGAUUAAAAAUAUAAAGGACGUGAUUAUUAUCCCGGCUGUUUCUGUUUAUCGAAGCCGUGGAAUUUUUUAAAACCCUGAGCUGGAAGACAUGGUUAGGUCCAUGAGGAGAUGGAUAAAGCUGCUCGCUUUGGAGUUUGGGGUUAAACGCUGAAUUCAGACGAAAGCACUAGAAGAACGUGGAUGGAGAUGAAGCGUGAGUCUCCAAGCCUAAAAAGACUGAGAAGCUGGAUUUUAAACACACUCUCAUUACUUAGCAGCUCAGUUUUCAUAUCUUCUAGCUAGUUUAGAAGGUGGAGGAGAUCUGAUUGCACAGAUAUACUAACACAGUGAUUUUAUUUUAUUUAUGUGUUCGGACACCUGACAUUACCUCCAGGCAUUGUGUAUUUCUUACUUCAGCUUCAAUUAUUUCCAGUUCUUCGGUGGAGUUUGCUAAGAAACACAGGGAGAGCUCUCUAUCUCUCUCUCUCUCUCUCUCUCUCUCUCUCUCUCUCUCUCAGGAUUUGAACUUGAAUGAGUUAUCUGAUCAGUUAUCACAACUCUAAUGUCCAGAUUUUAGAGACGGUCCCUGAGAACACUGAGAACUCUCGCCUCAGACAAACUGAACCUUUUUACUGCCUCUAAAUUCGACACUGUAAGUAAAUAUCUCUGGCAUUUUUGAACUGUACGCGUCUCACAGAUCUACGGUGGCCUAGAAGUGCAAAAAGAAUAACAAAUCCGAAAACACAAGGACGAUUCAGACAAAGAGGAAAAAGUCCGGUGUAGUUUGCGAAUGGAAUUCUGGCCUCUGAUUGGACGAGACAUCUGUCACUCAGGAUACACAGGCAGUAGGAAAUUGUGUAACUUGAUUUCUUGUACAUGUGUGGAGUUCUGCCUUCACUUUAAACCAUAUUUUAAAUAUUUUAAAGACAAUAACAAACAUAUAUAUUCAUAUUUAUAAGAAAACAUAAUUGAUUCAGGGCUACUGUGAUGAAGGAGGUUCAUAUGGCGUGAUUUUGGAUAUUCUGAUAGCGUAUCAUGGAGUAAAGAUUAGUUUGCGAUCUCUAAAAACUCACCUGAAGAACGCAGGAAUGUUUCCGAGACCAAACUAUUCCAGAUUAAAGGAUGUAAGGAGCGCUAUAAGAGCAGAGCUGUGUUCAUACACACACCAAUCCACUUUCUACUGCUGCAGCUACUGCUGGACCUCCUGUAGAUCCUGAGUGACGGAUGUCUCGUCCAAUCAGAGGGAAGGAUUCCGUUCGCAAACUACACCUACCUUUUGUCUGAAUUGUCCUUUGGAUUUGUUAUUGUGUUUUGCACUUCUUGGCAGUUAGCGAACCACAGAAAUGUGUUUUCAGUGUAUAAACUCGUGAUGUUUCAGUCGUCUUCUGAUUAUAUUCCAGAGAAUUAAGCGUUCAAUGUUAAAUGACCGGACACAUCAAUCACGACUGAUUCAUUGGACAGGGAUAAAGACUGGACUUAGUGAAAAACAUGCCAAAGUGUGUGUGUGUGUGUGUGUGUGAGAGAGAGAGAAUAUUACACUGUACGUUAUUGAAUGUUGGACACAUGAAGAAUGUGAAUCUAGGUCAGAUUCAACAGAAAACUUGUGCCUGACUGUUAAAGGUUUACCAAAAAGCACAAAACUGCUGGGUUUUAUUUUUGUUUUUUAGAUUAAAGAUUAUUUAUAACACAACAAGAUUGUGUAUGUGUAAUCAUUUCCUAAAUAAA
Hemibagrus wyckioides is the source of this 8193-nucleotide messenger RNA. RefSeq names its product potassium voltage-gated channel, subfamily H (eag-related), member 6a (gene kcnh6a). The transcript has 16 exons. Gene Ontology annotation, biological process: membrane repolarization during action potential; potassium ion transmembrane transport; regulation of heart rate by cardiac conduction. Gene Ontology annotation, molecular function: inward rectifier potassium channel activity. NCBI's taxonomy places the organism in Eukaryota, Metazoa, Chordata, Actinopteri, Siluriformes, Bagridae. The record is from RefSeq and is a predicted model, not a curated record. Bases 663 to 4175 code for a protein of 1170 amino acids. Gene Ontology annotation, cellular component: membrane.